GGGUACCGGGGGGGAUGAGCCGUCGCUCGACUUGGCUUCUCUCCAUACCCUCGUGCAGCGCAUCAAAGUCUAUAUGCUGCGUAAGCUAGUCGUCCGCAAAGCAGACGUCAACCAUCGCUGUCGUCGUCCGAGACGGACUGGAUGGUUGUCCCCGGCAGCGGCAGCGGCAGCGGCAGCAGCAGAACCAGCUUCCCGCGCACUUUCGGUGACGUCGUGGGGGCGACGCUCAUCCUGCGCAGCCGUCUCGGGCUCGCAGCUACUGCAGUAGCACCCGGUGCAGGCGACGACACAUUAGCCAAGCUAGCGCAGCGCAUUCUCGACGCCGCUAGAUACUACUGCGUGCAGGCGAGAGCGGCCGUCGACAUUCGCUCGUGGCGGCCGCGGCAGCAGCAACAGGACGACCGGGACACGCCGCGCGUGUCGCUCACGCUUGCGCUAGACAGCCGCGCCGUAGUGCGCAGGAUCGACGUAUUUAUCGCGUCCGAGAGGCUGCGGCCGCGCAACUACCAUGCCAGCAGCAAUGGAAGAGUUGGUAGUGAUGACGCAGUGGACAAGCGCAGUGAGGAUGCCGACUACCACUACCGCCGGUCAAAGUCGAACGUGGUGCUGAGCAAAACCUCGGCGGCGUGGAGGCCGUCAUCUGUCCGUUCUGGGCUCGGACCGCGGCGCGUGGAUUCGGGUGUUUCUGUCGGUGAUGGGCCUGAGACAACUACCGCACCGAGUGUCGCCAGCUAUAACACUUGGGGUACAGCGCGUGGGGAUAGCAGCAGAGCUGCGUCGUUGAGAAGUGUUGAGCUGGACAGGCAAGCUGAGACGGCGCUGGACGAUAUCGUCAACGGCGACGGCGACGGCGAGGAAAGCCCAUGGUACCACGACAGCCAGGCGUUUCUGCGCGUCGAGGUGGCGUCUGCUUCUUCUCCUUCUGCCCCCGGCGAAGAUGGCAAGGGCAGUCCAACCCCAACACCACCGCCAGUGCCGCGGAUCAGCAACCUCGGGGUGCUGGUCGACCGGCAGCGCAACGUCGACAUUUGGUGGCGCACGUGGCCUGCGCCCAGCCGACUUCCGCCGGAAGAAAACACCACAGACACGAGACCCAGGCCUGCGCACGCGAGUGGCCUUGACGAUGAGCAGACGCGCGAGUGGCUGGCCAGCCUCAAGCACGGCGAUACCGUCACGCUGGCGGCCGCCGAGGGAUUCUUCGUGCAUGACAUUGCGCGGUUUGCCAAGUUUGGGCUGGUGGUUUAUUGCGGUCUGAGUCCUUGAGGCGAGUUGGUGGGGUGGCUUUUUUGUUUCUGUCGCUGUGUGCGAGCCCCUGAAGAGCCUCUCCAUAACCGGCGAACCACAUGUUACAAGCCUCGCAUCCCGAAAUUUCCGACAAUAACACAAUGCAAUGCAACGCUUGGCGAGGCGGCUGCAGCAUGAACCACUUCGUACUCGGCAACACAACUAGACUAAAGCAAUCCUGCAAGCUGACGCGCGGCCAGGCCACCAAUCAGGCGCAGUCGUCCCAGCGAUCCUCCUCGCCCCGAGUUCCGUAUUUCGUAUUACA
Molecule: messenger RNA, 1549 nt
Organism: Lasiosphaeria miniovina
Lineage: Eukaryota; Fungi; Ascomycota; Sordariomycetes; Sordariales; Lasiosphaeriaceae
Exons: 2
Coding region: 142-1263 (373 amino acids)
Source: RefSeq, a predicted model, not a curated record